This is a messenger RNA of Trichosurus vulpecula (common brushtail), 6494 nucleotides long. RefSeq names its product serine/arginine-rich splicing factor 7-like. The transcript has 4 exons. The record is from RefSeq and is a predicted model, not a curated record. NCBI's taxonomy places the organism in Eukaryota, Metazoa, Chordata, Mammalia, Diprotodontia, Phalangeridae. Gene Ontology annotation, molecular function: zinc ion binding; RNA binding. Gene Ontology annotation, biological process: mRNA splicing, via spliceosome. Bases 3982 to 4683 code for a protein of 233 amino acids. Gene Ontology annotation, cellular component: nuclear speck.
CUUUGAGUAAGUUUGUGCAUACUGGUAGUCACCAUUUCUUACAGCACAAUAGUAUUCCAUUACAUUCCCGUACCAGUGAGCCAGUCUUCUAUCAAUAGGUAUCUGCUUGCUUUCUAGUUCUUUACUACUACAAAAAGUGCUGCUAGAAAUAUUUUGGUGUAUAUGGGGACUUCUUUUUUAUUAGUGACCGCUAGGAUGGGGUAUACAGUUCACAGUGAAAUCUCUGAAUCAGUCAAUCAGAAAGCAUUUAUUAAACACACUGUGUAACAGGUUUGUAUAAGUGCUGGGUAUACAAAGAAAGGUAAAAACAUUGCCUCUGCCCUCAGGCUGCCAAGUGGAGCCAGAGGACGGUAUGUAAAUACCAAGGUGCAUGGUACUAUAGAGUAGAUAAGAGGUUAAGGCAUCACUACCUGGGGAGGGACAGAGGGACCUGAAACCUCCUGCCAAAAGUGAUUUGAGCGGAGUCUUUAAGUAAGCCAGGGAAACUUAAAUCAGAAGCGAGGAGAGAGCAUUUUAGGCCUUGAGGACAGCCGCACAGAGACAGGAGGAACAGCAUGUGUGCCACAGCACGGCUGUAUUGUAGAGUGUGUAAGACUAGAAAAGGAGAAAAGAGCCAAGUUAGAGGAGGCUUGUUUUUGUUUUUAACUCCCAAAGUAAUAGGGAGCUGCUGGAGUUUAUUGCGUAUAAAGGAAGGGUGGCAUGGUCAGACCUAGUUCUAGGUUACCAGAAAUCUAUGUUGCUGAGUGGAGAAUGAUUUGGAGCAGGAAGACCAAUAGGAAGGCUAUUGCAGACAGGUGAAAGAUGCUGAGGGCCUGAAUUAAGAGGGGUAGCUGUGUGUGUGAAUGAAAAGAAGAGAGUAUUUGAGACGUGUAAGGGUAGAAACAGCAAGAUUUGGCAGUUAAUUCAAUGUAUGGAUAUGAGUGAGAGCAAGUCAAAGACUGAAUAUUUUACAGACUGUUGUAGUAGGAGGCAUGUAUCUGACUGUCAUUCCUCUGUUCAAAAAACACUAGUGCUUCCCUCUUGGCUGGUAAGUAAAAUAAAGACUCCUGGCUUUUAAAAGCCCUUCCGAACUGCCAAAUAAUGUAGCUUUUCAAGCUUAUUGCGCAUGUACUAGGAGUAUUAUCUCCUAGGGUACCCGCUACAUAGGUUCAGCCACUGUCUUCUAAGCCCUGCCAUUUAGGCUAGCUUUUCCUAAGCUGUUACCCAAUGUGCAGCAAGGUGGCAUGGUGGAUAGAGCUCUGGGUUUGGAGCCAGGAAGACCUGACACCAGCUAUCUGACCGUGGGCAAACCACCUAACUUCGUGCCUCAGUUUCCUCAUGUGUAAAAUGAGCUGGAGAAGGAAAUGGCAAACCACUCCAGUAGCUUUGCCAAGAAAACUCCAAAAUGGAGUCACAAAGAGUCAGAUAUGACUGAAAUGACUGAACCACAAGCAUACAAUAAAUGUUAAGCAAGUUUUUCCUUAAAAGAUAAUUAAAACUGUCCAAGAUUUUUAUUUCAUUUGCCCAGGAAACCAAGAAUUGAACAUUGAGAAGUCAGGAGCUCCUUCCCUAGACUUGAAACUGAUGGAUCACCAAGGCACAGACAGAGCAGGGAUUAGUGCUGUGUGUUUGUCGAAUAUCUUUUUUCCAUGACAUGGUUAAGUAAAUUUUUGUUGUUGUUGUUGGGUGGUCUACUAGAAAUCUCAUGUCUUUUUAGUCCUAAACCUGAACCACUGGACCUGAGUCAAGCCUGGCCUACAGUAGCCCCUCGGACUAGUCUCCUUCAGGCACUAUAGACAUUCAGAGGACAGAGAAAUCAUUAGAUUCAUCUCAUAAGAUGUAGAUCUUGUGCUAAUCUAGUGAUUAAAAUGUGGAGAGAGAUAUGAGGGGAGGGUAGAAGAAAGAGGAGUAUACCAAACUUGGAGAGUAUCACAUGCCAAGGGAAUGUAUUUUUAAUUUUAUUUUGUGGCAAGGGACACAGUAAAUAGAUCAGGCUAUCGAGAGCGAAGUAUUCGUGGAGGGGGAGGGCUGAAAAGAUGAGGAGAUAGAUGUGAUAGUUCAGCAUUUUCCUGAAAUGUUGCCCUUCCUUCUCUUCCCCCUCGUCCCAUAACAUGGGAUAGGCCUAAACCGCUUCUCUUCCCUCCUUUGUCAGGUAUUGUUGUUAAAGUCAUUUAUUAAUUCUGACUCUUUGAGACCUCAUGGACCAUAUUGUCCUUGCGGGCUUUUUGGCAGAGAUACUGGAGUGAUUUGCCAUUUCUUUUUCCAAUGGAUUAAGGCCAACUGAGGUUAUAUGACUUGCCCAAAACCACCGAACUAGUAAGUAUGUGUCAGAUUUGAACUUCCUGGCUCCAGCCUAGAUGGCUGCCCCUUAGAUUAGCUUUCCCUAAAAGGAGUCAAAGUUGUCCCAAGGACCUGAUUGGCCCUGACUUUUUGGUGUUCACCUAAAGGCAUAAAAUGCUCUAGCCACUAGCCCCCUCUGAUUUGGUAGAUUUCUAAAGACCUUGUGAAUCACACGUCCUGCAUAUCCUGCCUUGAUGAAUAGACGUGUUUCUGUAUGGAGUUGGCGGAGGUGGAGAUGACGGUGUUCCCCUAAGCUAGUGCCGCUGUAUCCUUGCUGUGUUAGGCAAAGAGCUGUGAAAUAAUGAAAAUCUUGUUUAAGGUUACUGUGUCAACAGUAUUCAAGAUAAAUUGAAGUGAGAAGAAACUGGAGUCAGGGAGAUCAAUUGUUAUUGCUCUGAUAAUAGUCAUAUUGUGAGAUGGUAAGUUUCAGACCUAUCAUAGAAUUUCAGAGUUGGAAGAGACCUAAACAGUUCAACCCAUGCCCCUAAGAAGAAUGCCCACUGCAGCGCAUCCAGUACGUGAUCAUCUAGCUUUCACUUGAAGACCUCCAGAAAGGUAGAAUCCCCUACCCUUUCAGGGAGUCCGUUCCACUUUUGAACUGAUCUAAAUUUCCCUUUUUGCAGUUUCUACCCAUUGUUCCAAAUUCUGCCCCUUGGGACCGCAUAGAACAAGUCUGAUCCAUCUUGCACAUGAAAACUUAUUAAGUAUUUUUAAAUAACUGUAUUCUCUCUCUUUCCCCUCCUCACCCCCCAUCUUCAGACUAAGCAUCCCCAUUUCCUACAGCAGACUCUUACAUGGCAUGAAUUUGAGGCCCUUCACUAUUCUGAUUGCACUCUUCUGGACAGCCUCAGUUUACCAGUGCUCUCUCUAAACAUGGUGCCCUCAACUACACACAGAAAUCUAGAUAUGGAGCAGAGCAGUUUAUCGCAUCCUUAUUCCUAGGAGCUAAGCUCUCCUAAAAGGAAAAUUUAUCUAACCACACUUUCCCGUCUUGUACUUGUGACAAUGAUUUUUUGGAAAUAAGUCUAAAAUUUUACAUUUAUCCAUAUUAACCUUCAUCUUAUUAGAUUUAGCCCCAUGUUCUAGCCAGUCAAGAACCAUUUAGCAAGUCUGAAUCUGACAUCCCACCCAAUUUUGUGUCAUCUACAGAUUUCUCCUGUUCCUGUCUGCUGUGCACUAGGUGUCCUAAGGCCUCAUAGGACACAACAUCAUCACCUGCUACCAGGUCCAGGGAGGACUUGAACAAUCUAAUCAUAAGGCCUUGGACUUCCCCCAACCUCAUCUGUACUGGCCAAGGAUAAAAGACAGAGGUCUUCCACAGUACUUUUAGCCCCCAGCCAGGAGGAUAUCCCAACAUCAGGAGUGCAACACACUGAGUCCUGACCAGGAUAUACCUGGAAGAAUAAGUCAGAGUUUGGAAUUCCCCAGAAUGGAAUUUCUCAUCCUUGGAAAUUAUCUCCUGGAUAAUCCUGAGUUUGAAAGUUCCCAAGUUUAAGAGUUCUUCAGGCACCAAUCUCAUAAAAAUAAUAUUUCCUCUACAUUGUGCCCCCCCGAAGAAGGAAGAGGACUCCCACUAGUUGCUGGAACCACCCAGUGGAGGCGAGCAGUACUUCAGUCAGACUAGGUUAUUAGAAAGUGUAGUGAGCACAAAAGCCAGGCACCAUGUCAUGCUAUGGGAGGUACGGAGGAGAAACCAAAGUAUAUGUUGGCAACCUGGAAACUGGUGCUGGCAAAGGAGAGUUAGAAAGAGCCUUUAGUUAUUACGGUCCCUUAAGAACCGUGUGGAUUGCCAGAAAUCCUCCAGGAUUUGCCUUUGUGGAGUUUGAAGAUCCAAGAGAUGCAGAAGACGCAGUCCAAGGACUAGAUGGAAAGGUGAUUUGUGGUUCCCGUGUAAGAGUCGAGUUGUCAACAGGCCUGCCUCGAAGAUCUCGUUAUGACAGACCGCCUGCACGCUGCCCAUUCGAUCCUAAUGACCGAUGUUAUGAGUGUGGGGAGAAAGGUCAUUAUGCUUAUGAUUGUCACCGCUACAGCCGGCGAAGGAGAAGCAGGUCACGAUCUAGAUCUCACUCAAGAUCCCGAGGAAGGAGAUAUUCUCGUUCCCGAAGCAGGAGCCGUGGAAGGAGGUCACGAUCUGCAUCUCCUCGAAGACCAAGAUCCGCCUCUCUGCGUAGAUCUAGAUCUGCUUCAAUCCAGUCUCGAUCGGGUUCUUUAAAAAGAUCUCGAUCAUCCCGUUCAAGAUCCCGAUCCAGAUCUCCGUCAAGACCUAGAAGCAGCCAAUCAAAGUCCAGAUCACCAUCUCCAAAGAGAAGCCACUCCCCUUCUGGAAGUCCUCGCAGGAGUGCAAGUCCUGAAAGAAUGGACUAAAGUGGAAGAAAAAAAUUGCCUUUUAGGAAAGAAGUUAUUUUGUUUACUUUAUUAUAAGAGAUUUUGUGAUGUCUGUUCAUUGUAACCUAGAAGGGUAUUUGAAUCAUCUAAUAAUCAGAAUGGAUCUGGAUAUUUUAAGAGUUCUGUAAACCUGCAUCAACAAAGUAGUAUUUUACAUACACACACAAAAAUAUGUAUCCUUUGAUCUGAAGAUGUGGGGAAUUUCUUGUUGACUCAUUAAUAAUAAAAUUGUAUUUCUAACUAGAGUUCUGAUUUGUGAUCACUACUGUUAACAUGUAGCUUGGGCAAGUCUCAAGCCUAGAGACCUUGUUAGACCUGUUGUUGAGUAGCUAGAUGUGACUAGAAGGUGAUAAAAAUGGUCACAUUUGGUGCAUUAAUGAGAUGUUUCAUACAUUGAAAACCUGUCUUUUCAUACUAUAUAAAUUUGGAAGUAGUUGUUUUAGAGAGUUAAAAGAACCUUAAUUUUUCAUAAUUGCCUGUCAUCUGUAUCAGAAUCUUAAAUUCUAAGUACAAUGUUAAAUGCCCCUUGAAAUUAUCACCAAGGAACUAUGAUUUGUUAAACUAAGUUGGCAUGACAAUUUUAGAACAAAGUAAAUUUGGGGUAAUGUUGAAGAGUCUGAAAAAUAAUACACAACAGCAGAAGUCUGAAUUCUAGACAGUUGUAUUAUGUAGCACCCAGUGUUUAUACAAGCAGAGCAUUAUUAGGUAGGUGUUCAUCAGGUGAAAUGGUACUAGGAAGUGUUGAAAAAGUCACCAUUUGCCCAGGACUGCAAUUAUUUUUUUUAAGUAAUAUUUAUUUUAGUAUUGAGUUAAAGUUUUUAAAGUCAGCCAAAAAUAAGUAUAUUUUAAGACUUGAUUGGAUCGAGGACUAAGAUAAGUGUAAACCAUCUUUGCAAAAUGGUUCUUUUUCCAGUUUAGGCACUGUUUUCAUCUCUACAUCAAUUCUUGUACUUUAUCCCUUCCCACCAAAAAGGGAGAUUUUGGAAAGCCAGUGCAAAGUAUUUAAAUAUAUAUUAUUGAUUAUAAACAAACUAAAAUAUUUUUCAUACAUCUGAUUUGUCUCUUGAAUCACUUCACGAACUUAGAUUUUUCAUAGAAUCCAGUAAUAUUCCCCAAAAUAUGUAUUAUCAGAAUAUUCUCUCACUAAAAGGCAUAAGUGAUUUCUUUAUUUGAAAAUAUUUGUUUGCCAGUUCUAGUUUUGGUACAUAAAGCUCAACUUUUGAGGGCCAAUGAUUUUCCAGUCUACCCGAUAGUGAUAUCUGCCAUAAGUUUAAAAUAGGUAGCAAGUCAAUAAUUUAAGUUUCCUAGUUAAGUUUUUGAAUGCUUUGACAUACCCAAGAACUUUUUUUUUAAUAUGCUAAAGUUAUUUAAAUAAACAUUUUUGUUUGAAGGUUUGAAUAUUGAAGGAGUGCUAUAGAAGCCACUUUAAGUUGUACUGGUUGAUCUGUUGCUUUUUAUCAGCUUCUGUAGUAUAUUAAAGCAAAUAGGCUCUAAAAUAAAUAUGCAGAGAUUAAAAAGCCACAAAAAAGGAAGUGACCCCUGCAGCUGGAGGAUUUGGAAUGGCUUAAGUGGGUGCACAGGAGAUCGUAAGUCCUGUGAGUUACAUAGAGAGUGCAGGUCCAAGGUGCAUGGGGCAUAUUUGUUCAGCUGUCCCCAAAGUACCUUUAAGAGAAUCUAAUGGGCUAUUUGAUUACUUUAUGUUUCUUCCAUUGCUUGUGGGCUCCUGUGAGUUCUUUGCAUCUUAAACAUUUUCUGUGGUGAGUGAAAUAAAGGCUUCUUUCUACCCAGUA